Actinia tenebrosa (Australian red waratah sea anemone) is the source of this 1305-nucleotide messenger RNA. RefSeq lists its product as uncharacterized. Gene Ontology annotation, biological process: Rho protein signal transduction. The record is from RefSeq and is a predicted model, not a curated record. Gene Ontology annotation, cellular component: cell surface; plasma membrane. Gene Ontology annotation, molecular function: coreceptor activity; nerve growth factor binding; death receptor activity. Lineage: Eukaryota; Metazoa; Cnidaria; Anthozoa; Actiniaria; Actiniidae.
UCCCUUACUUCCGCAUAUACUCACGCUUUUCCUUCGGUCACGAGCACUGCUGGUAUUCUUCUUCCCUCGCCAUAAUCAACGGAGUAAAAACACGUACAGUAAUGGCUAGAGAUAUUCAACUUUCACAAAAUGAAGAUUUCAAGUUCCACGAUAACUGUAAACAAUUCGUACUUGCCGUAAAGAAGCUCAAAAGCAGACCCUCCCUGAGAAAGAUGACGUGGUAUAGACGAUCUUAUCGACGGCUGAAAUAUCCAGAGGAUAAGAAUUCAACAGGUUUUACCUAAAUCUUUUCACCAAUGGCCGAGAUGAGCAAGAUGAGUUCGUUCGCUCGACUGAAACUUUUGACAUAUUUGGGAUAUUUAAUAUUAUUGACGAUCUAUGUACUGUGUCUGGUGAUAAGUCAUAUUCAUGCAGCACCUACAUGUCCAAGAAAUGUAGGCAUUAAUAAAGUUGGUUUCUGCCUCUCUAAUCGUUCUUUCUAUGAAUGGGAGUGUAUGCAAUGUCCUCAUGGAUUAGGGCAAUCCAUUCAAUGUGGGCGGAUAUAUUAUGAACUGUUGAAAGUGCACUGUGUUCCUUGUGAGAAUGGUACAUCAUACUCAAACUCAAAUGACAAUGGACAGUGCAUAAAAUGUAAAAAGUGUCAGGAAAAUGAACUUAAGAGUGGACAAUGUUUGCCAGAUAAAGACACCACAAAAUGCGUCUGUAAACUAGGAUAUUAUAGGGACAGAGGACACUGCAAGCCAUGCAGCUGGUGCUGUGGAGACAAGAGUAAUGAUCAUGUAGAGGAAUGUAAACAUUUGGAAAAGAAAUGUUCCUAUAAUGCAAAAUCAUGUGAUCCAACAACAACUUCUGCACCAACAACUACAGCUGAUCCAACGACUCUGGCACCAAAAACAACGGUUCCUACAGCAAAACAACCUAGGACAGAGGAAUCACAGAACAAAUCCUAUCCCUUCACCAAUGACUCAGAAAAGACUGUCACUCCCAACGAUUCUAAAAAAACUGAAAAGGAACAUAGCGGUGGAAAAAAGAGCGAAAAGAAUGGAUUGGUCCUACAAAUUUUAUUGUCGUUUAUAGUAGUAGUGCUGAUUAUUUUACUUGCUCUGGUUAUAUAUUGUUGCUGCAAAAGAAGAAGCAAUUCUUCUGAUGGUGGUUCAAAUGAAAAUAGUAGUUCAACUUCCAAUGCAUCAAGCUUAGCUCCACUACUUGACAAAAAACGUGACGUUAACAGCAAUAAGUCUGGAGAACAUGUAGACUUAAAGCCGAGUGAUGAUUCAAGUGCUACAUCUCAUGCAAAAUCUAAAG